This is a messenger RNA of Vombatus ursinus (common wombat), 4704 nucleotides long. It is a transcript of the gene ENPP5, whose product is annotated as ectonucleotide pyrophosphatase/phosphodiesterase 5 (putative). The coding region runs from base 169 to 1593 and encodes 474 amino acids. The transcript has 4 exons. Lineage: Eukaryota; Metazoa; Chordata; Mammalia; Diprotodontia; Vombatidae. The record is from RefSeq and is a predicted model, not a curated record.
CAUUCUCCAGAGCAUCCGCUCCCACCCCCACCUUUCCCUCUUUCGGCUGAUUGACAGAAAUUCUGGCCACUUCGGACAGCUCCUUUCUUAAAGCCUUCGGGGAAGGUGGGUUUGGACGCGUCAGGUGCUGUGCAGAGCGUCAGGAUACUAGCAGAUUGUUUUUUGAAAAUGGAUUCAAAAUUCUGCCGUGUGUUUUUCACACUUUCUGCAUUAACGUUUUCAAUCACAUUUUCUCACCAACAAGAUGAGCAGAAAAUUCUUCUUGUUUCUUUUGAUGGAUUCCGUUGGGAUUAUAUCUACAGAGUCCCCACACCCCAUUUUGAUUAUAUCAUGGAGUAUGGUGUCCAUGUCAAGAAAGUUACUAAUGUUUUUGUUACAACAACUUAUCCUAAUCACUAUACUUUGGUGACUGGUCUCUACCCAGAGAGUCAUGGCAUAAUUGCCAAUGACAUGUAUGAUUCUACCUUGAAUGAAACUUUCUCCUUGGAGGACAUGAAGAUCUAUGAUUCAGAAUUUUGGGAAGACGCAAUUCCAAUAUGGAUUACAAAUCAAAUAGCAGGCCAUAACACUGGUGCCAUGAUGUGGCCUGGGACAGAUGUGAAAAUACAUGAAGAAUUUCCUACUUAUUAUAUGCCUUACAAUGAGUCUGUUUCAUUUGAAGACAGAGUCGCAAAGGUUAUUGAAUGGUUUAAGUUAAAGAAACCCAUAAAUCUUGCUCUUCUUUACUGGGAGGAUCCUGAUGAGAUGGGCCAUAAUUUAGGGCCUGACAAUCCACUCAUGGACCCUGUCAUUUCUGAUAUUGAUAGUAAGUUAGGAUACCUCAUCAAAGAGCUGAUGAAAGAAAAGUUGUGGAAUACUGUGAACUUAAUUAUCACAAGUGAUCAUGGGAUGACACAGUGUUCUGGGGAAAAAAUCAUAGAACUUGACCAAUAUGUCAAUCCGAAUGACUAUUUCCUGAUAGACCAUUCACCAGUUAGAGCCAUUUUGCCAAAAAAAGGUAAAUUUGAUAUGAUUUAUGCAGCACUGAAUAAUGCUCAUCCUAACCUGACUGUUUACAAAAAGGAAGACAUUCCGGAAAGAUUUCAUUACAAGCACCAUCACCGAAUUCAACCCAUCUUAAUAAUGGCUGACAAAGGAUGGACCAUUAUACAGAAUAGAUCCAGUACAUUCAUGUUAGGUAAUCAUGGUUAUGAUAAUGAAUUUUCUGAUAUGCAUCCAUUGUUCUUGGCCCAUGGUCCUGCUUUCAAGAAGAACAUUUCAAAGGACUCCAUGAACUCCACAGACUUGUACCCGCUGCUGUGCCAUAUUCUUGACAUUCCUCCAAUGCCACAUAAUGGAUCACUGGCAAACGUAGAGGAACUGCUUUCAGAAAUAGUCCCUAUAGAGAUUCCACAUAGUAGGACGACUCCACAGAACGACGUGAACCUAAGUAUUUAUAAGGUGCAGUCGUAUGCAUACUUUAUGGGAGUCUUCCUCGGUAGCGUGAUAGUGAUUGUGUUUCUUCUAGUAUUCCUUAAACAUUUAACUCACAGCCAAAUGCCCACCAUACAAGAGCGAAAUGCUGAAAUAGCUCAGCCAUUGCUAUGGUCCUAAGAUUGCUUAAGAAUGGAAAUUUUUGUAGUUAAUUGUUUGUUGUUAAAAGGAAAAAAGUCUGAUUCCAGGAAACCAACUUCAGAAUUUGCAUAGAAAGAACAUAUAGUGCUUUUACACACACACACACACGACACAUACCACAUAUAUACAUACAUACACACAUAAUGUACCAACACAUAAAUACAUGCACACACACAAACUUGGACAAAAGUUCACAGUGCUGUUUACCUGCAUGAGAUUAAAAAUAUAACUAAGAGCAUGUCUUAACUUUACUCUUUAGCCUUGGAAGAGAUUAAUAUCCAAUGUUAGAUGGAGACAUAUUAGACAUGUGGUGACUUUUAAUCCUUAUAGAUACCUCACUUUUGACUAUUCUUAAAAGAAAAUGAGUUUUAUUUUUAAAAAUGUAAAUUUUAAAAAUUUCAAUGCACUUUAUAGACUACUGAGUCCAUUUAGUCAACUGAUGAAAAAGAGAACUUUUCAUGCCUAUCAUUAGCAGACACUGCAUUUUCCCUAUUAUAAGAAGGGGGUGUGAUUCUUUGCCUACAAGAGAGAUGCAAAAGUUGCUUCAUAAUUAGGUGAUACAUCUCCUUAAAAGUUAGGGGACCUAGAUUAAGUGAAAACUGUCCUUGGCUAACUAGGCCUACUUUUAUACCAAAAAACAGCCAGAAGCAAUUGCCUUUGUGGAUAUACCUCAUCACAGGCUUCCCAAACAACAUGAUUCUCAUUGCACUUUUAGAGAAUGCUCCAUAUGAAAGAGUAGCCAGCAAAGUUACUUUAAAAGUAUCUCUUUCCUUACUAGCGCAUGUCACUUAGCCCCAUUGCCUAGCCUAAAAAAAAAAGCCACUCUUUCCAUUAUAAACUACUUUUCAUCAUUUCCCACUUAAUAGUCUCACUCUGAUUACCUUCACAAUUGCAACACCAACUUCAUCGUAGUCUCUUUUACUUACUGAAAUAUAUAGAUAAGCUAAGGGGAGCUAAAUAUUCUGGAGUUCCAGCUUUUUGACACUUUUCUUGGAGUAUUUGAUUCUUUUAAAAAUAUUACUAUUAACUAUAUUAAAACCUAAUAGGGCAAAAGUAGGACGUUUUCCUUCUUAAAGUAGAAUACAGCCUGUACAACGUCUUUCAUUUAGGCAUUUACACAACCAGUACACAAAGAAUAUAAUAAAAUUAGUAAAGGUAUGCUGUACUACUGCUGUGCUUAGAGGUAGGGUGGUGUAGUGGAUAGGGAGCUGGCCUUAGAGCUCAAAAGACCUGGAUUCAAGAUCUGCUCCUGAUGUUUAUGGCUAGGUGACCCAGGGCAACUCACUAAACCUCUCAGAUACAUUUUUUUUUGGUCAACUUAAGUAAUAACUUUUAAAAACUUAUUUUACUUAGGUAAAAAUAAUACAAUGACCUCACCUGAAAAUGCAACAUUUUACACCUGUACUACCCUUCCUCUAUUAAAAAAAAGAAACUUAUUUUUUCUCCCAUCUCUAACCCAUUUUUAAAAAAAAAAGCAAUUAUAACAAAUAUGCAUAGUCAAGCAAAACAAAUCCUUUUAAUAGCUAUAUACAAAAACAUGGCUCAUUCUACAUCCCCACAAACUGUCAGCUCUCUUUAAUGGUCCUCUGGAAUCAUGAAUGGUCAUUGUAUGGAUCAUAGUUCUUACAGCUUGCAAAGUUGCUUGUUUUUAAGAGUUGUAUUAUGGCAGAAAAGUGAUUCUCUUGGUUUUGCUUAUUUCAUUCUUCAAUAGCUUAGAAAAGUUCCCAAAACUGUUCACUCUCCAAGAUCUAAAGUUGUGGAGAAGUUGCCUACCUGCAAUGCUUGAGGGAGUUCCUUUACUAGAUAGUUCCUUUUAUCAGGGAAAUCAGAGGGUUGGUUCCUAUCCCCUAACAUUACAAUCAGUAUUGAUCAAAUACUUUUCUUUACAAGUCCCUAAAAACAAAACAAAACAAAGCAACCUUAUAAAGCAGAGAGGAUUGUCUUAAAGAGCACCUCAGAAUACAUGUUAAAGUGCUAGGCACACAUGAGUCAGUAAUUGGUAAGAAUUAAGUUUGGGCUUAGGGUUAUAUGCUCAAUAAAUACUUACCUAGAUAAAUAGACCAGCAAUUUAAAGUUUUUAAAGAAGAACAUUGCAACUUUUAAGAGUCUUUGAGAUAUGGAGAGCCUGGGAUUAUGUAUUUCAUUUAAUCAAGACAUUAAGUGAAUUUCUGCAGUAUAUGUAAGGUGCUUUGCUAAGUGCUGGGGAGGGAGAGGGUCAUAGGUGAAUAAGUCUAAGGAAUAAGUUUCUUUUCAUCCCCAUUGAGGACUUGCUGUGUGCCAAAUGUCAUUCUGCCCCUUUCAUUACCAACUGUAUCUUAGCACAAAAAUGUACUUUAAAGCAUUUCUUGAAGGGCUCAAGAGUCUUCUCAGAGGGAAGAGUGAAUAUUGAGAAAGAAAGGUUUUGUUUUUUGUUUUGUUUUUUUUUCUCUCAUCUUAAAUAAUGGGAAAUUAUAUCAUUUCUCUUAGUAGCUAAAUUCUCUAAAGUAGGUCAGAAAUGUAGCCCAUAGAAAAUCUUUACGUAUAACGAUACAUAUUUGUACUAAUGACUAACAAAAACAUGCUGUGAUUAAGUAUUCAAGAAUUGUAAGAAAUGACGUUUUUUAAAAGUUACAUAGUGUAUGACUAUAACUGCACUUUAAUGCUUUCUAAAAUAAUGUGAACAGAUCAUUUGUUAGAUAAUAGUAUUACCAAUGCUUAUUAACACCUGACUUGUUUUACAUAAUAAAUGAAUGACAGUACCUAGACUAACUACAUGUUUAUAAGCUUCUUUAAGCUGUGAAACAUGAUACUGAUAUUUAAACUCAAGAAUUUAGAACCUGGGUCUGCCAUCUCAGAAAAUGUGUCAAUGUUGACUUUCCAUAUUUUAACUUACCUGUGAUAUUGGGAUGUUGCUCUGUGGAUGAUACAAUUGGAAUGCAGUGGCUUUGAGGGUAAAAUGUCCGUUUCUUUUUUUUCCUGUAAAUUCAAUUAACCCGUAUUUUUCCCCAUUCUAGAAGUUGUUAAUACUGUAAACAGUAAGGUAUAGCAAAAAUUAUUUAAUAAUGAAAAUCAACCUUGUAAUAAUUCCAUUAAAAUUAAGAUUCUAAUAUA